UUUUUUUUAUGACAAUUGCAGCCGGCCUUUAAAGGAGAUUUUGCUGAUAGUUAUUUUGCGAGAUUCAAUCCAGUAAGUACCGAUCGAUCUGUACUCUCGUCAGUAAUCAGUUGAAACUUACUGACUACGGAUUAGCUUCAAGAUUAAUUAAUUAAUUAAUUAUUUGAGUAAUAGAUAAUAAUUACUAAUACUUUAUAAGAAUAAUGUUGCGAAAAGUUUUCAAUGCUGUUGCUACGCGCUAUCAACAAAUAGCGUACACUGCUGGUAGGUCGUUGACCCUUACUUUUUUGUUGUAUAUUCCCAAUACCAUGCCGUAUGGCCAAGUACCGGUACUCGAGAUAGAUGGAAAAAAAAUAAAUCAAUCAGUAGCAAUUUGCCGUUAUUUAGCGAAACAAUAUGACCUUGCGGGUGAAGAUGAUUGGCAGAAUCUGAAAAUAGAUGCUACUGUUGAAACCAUACACGAUAUUCGUGCAAAGAUAGCUGCAUAUCACUAUGAACCUCAUCUUGAAGCUAAAGAAGCCAGAUAUGAGCCAUUAGUUACUGAAAUUCUUCCGUUCUACUUGUCACGAUUGGACGCUCAAGUAAAAAACAAUGGCGGAUUUAUGAUAGACGGAAAAUUGACUUGGGCUGAUUUGGUAUUCGUAGCUUUGUUGGAUUAUUUAAACUUUAUGGCAAAGUUUAAUAUUAUAGAAAAGUAUGAAAAUCUGACAGCUCUCAAGCAUAAGAUUCUUGAUAUUCCAAACAUUAAAUCCUGGAUUGGCAGGCGUCCCCAAACUGAACAAUGAAUUGUGUACCAUAUGAUUACAUAACUCGGAAGACCAUAUUUGCAUUUCCUUUUUACAUUCAUUAUACUUAAGAUAUUAAUAUUAAUAUUAAUAUAUUGUAAUUUGCAAUUUGUAAGAGUACAAAUAAUUAUUACACUCACACACACACAUACACUUACAAACCUCAUUAAUUAACUAUAAAUAAAUAUUUUAUAUCAAUA
Messenger RNA from Cotesia congregata, 985 nucleotides. Lineage: Eukaryota; Metazoa; Arthropoda; Insecta; Hymenoptera; Braconidae. The record is from the annotation of a GenBank genome assembly.